AUGGGUUAUUUUAAAUUAAAAAGACAACAUGCACCAGAUUCCAUAGGUGUAGAAAAUUAUAAAAGAAGACGAUUAUUACAAGAUUUUGCAAGUCUAAGCAUAUCAUCUUCACAGAACGCCUCCAAUUCCAACAAAACUGGUACACCAAAUGUUACAAAAAUACUUUCCGGAGAUAUAUUAGUACCAGACACUGUAAAGAAUAAAUUAUUAAAAUUCUCUCAAAGUGAAAAAUCAACAAGAUCAAGUGCUGAAGCAAUAUAUGACAGAAUAUUGGAAUGGAUUAAAGAAGAUGCAUCUCAAAUUAUUAAAUGGGUAGAUUGGGAGCACGAAUUAUUUGUUAUGUGGUAUACUUGGUAUCAUAAUUUAUGGUACAAUAAUAAUAAUAAUAAUAUAGAUAUGGAAGUAGAUCCUCAACAACAACAAGCAGCGAACAGUUUUCAAGUUGUGAAUAAUGAUAUUAAUGAGAGUAUUGAUGUAGAUAUGGAUGUAGAUAUGGAUGCAUAA
Molecule: messenger RNA, 504 nt
Organism: Maudiozyma barnettii
Lineage: Eukaryota; Fungi; Ascomycota; Saccharomycetes; Saccharomycetales; Saccharomycetaceae
Exons: 1
Coding region: 1-504 (167 amino acids)
Source: RefSeq, a predicted model, not a curated record